CACUAGAUGCACAUAGGAGUGAGUAGGCGCUCUUCUCUUGCGCAAGAUGCGAGAUACUGUAUCACCUAUGUAGUGUUACCGUGCUGAGGCAGGUAGCAAAGUAGCUUUGCUCAGCAAACGGAUUGUAACAUUUGGACGUGGUCUUUUUUUCCUGAGUUGAGCUGCCUGAGCAGAAUGGUAUCGCUCGUGAAUUACGCGUGUCUUUUCUUGCCUGUUGCUCUCCAUCUGAUCGUCAGCCCCUGUCCCAGCUCUGCUGCCUCCACCAGGAGGUGUCACUCCAUCUAUAAGGGCUUCGCUCAGUGUCUGAUGGCUCUGGGGGACAGCCUGACUGAGAGUGCCCAGAAGAUUGAGGAUACACAGGAGAUACACACCAUUUGCAAGUCCUGGGAUGAGUUUCAUGACUGUGCGAACGUGGCGAUGGCGGGCUGUCCUGAUGAGGCUGCUGCAGUCUGGGAGUCUCUGCGACAGGAGUCCAAGAAGAUGCAGUUUUCUGGUAACCUGUAUGACAUGUGCUCCAGUCGUAACCAACCAGCUGGCACUGCUGAUGCCCUGAGCCCACCCAACCAGGAAGAGAUUAACCAGGAGUCUCUAAAAGCACACACCCACCAUCUAGGUCCCGCCUCUUUCUGGUUGCUCUCCUUAUGUCUGUCCCUUCUUCUGCUGUUGGCCAAGAUAUAGGCACGAUCAGGGUGAAGGGGAGGGAGGAACUCAUUGAGGACAUGUAAAAAAAAUAUUUUAAAAAGGAUAAUAAACUCACAAAUAUUUUUUGUGUACUAAAACUGAGUUGCAUAUAUUUCUAGCUGCAUGUUCAGAUUGGUGGCUCCUCAUCUGUAGUGUAUUCAUUUCAUACACACAUUAUCUCUCUAACUCUCUCUGAAAUACUCUCCUCCUUUUCAUCAAUUUAAGAGUUGGAUAGUAUGGUUCCAGGGGGAUGCUGUCUGGGAGAGCUGAGGGUAGAAUGUAAAUGAGCAAAUAAACCUCAAACAUCUAGAACCCAAGACAGAUUAUUCAAGCCUCACCAGGCAAGGCUUAACAGCAACAUCUCACACAGAAACCUGCAUCCUGAAGUUUCCUUCGGGUUGUUAUUCAAUCAGAGAGCACUGUGGGAUGUUUUGUAGCAUUAAAGGCUCAGACAAUUUUUGUUAUUUCGUUUGGGACUCACUGAGGAUUACAGAGAGAAUUACUCAGAGUAAAACCUCUAGAACAAUAGAGCUUACCUGCAGACAAGCAUAAUGAAAUAUACCCAGCUCAUGGCAGUUUGAAUGUUAAGGACUGAAGUAUUCGCUGUGUAUUCACCCAGUGCGGGUCUAUUUAACACGGUGUUUAUUAACAGAUAAACCACUUAACUUACAUGAAAUCACUUCUUGUCUUGGUCAAGUCUAGGCUGACCUAGAAUUGUAUUUAGUAAUUUGUGUUGAAGAAAUAUGGAUGAAGGUGUACAUAAUGGAAUUUAUUCAUAUAAAUAUUUAUGUACAUAUCAAAUGGCACAUCAAUAUAUAGUAUCAAGCCUUUUGAUACUGCAGGAGCCUGUGUGUAAACGGAGACCCUGGUGAAAUAAUAACGGUAUAGAAAAAAGGUUUUACUCAAAAGGACUUUCAUUUUAUUAAAGUCAACACCAUGAGGAUAACCCCUGCUUGACUCCCUGACAUUAAAUCUUAGCUGCGUUUAAAACCUAGUUUUAAUUGAAUGUAGGUCUGAGAUAAACUACCAUGUUGGAAAUGGAAAAUACCUUUUAAAUGUAUGUUUUCUAUUGGCUUUGCUCUCAACAGCUUUAUCGGUCAAUUUGUAUUUGCAGUGGAUUUGCAUUUUUAAUUGGAAAUUAAUCUUGUUUGCUAUUGCAGCAAGUUUGUGUGGAAUGGUUAGGGAGGCAGCAGUAAACUACAGUGAAAACUUGAAGGAAAUCAAUUUUUAUCUUCAUUGUAAAGUAAAGGACAUACAAUAUAUGAAGUAGAUUUAGUUGAUCAUUAAAUAAAUGUAAAUAUUGAAAGGAUAUUGUGUUGCUAUAACAACAGUUAGCGCUACAACAUUUUAGGUUACUGGAUAACAAAUUUUAGACUGUUUGCAAACUGUGAGGACUUUAUUACUUAUCUGAAUUUCAAUAAAUUGUGUGUGUGUGUGUGUGUGUCUGUGUGUGGGUCUGUGUGUGUGUGCAUGUGUACGUGUACGUGUGUGUGCGUGCUUGUGUGCAUUGUGCCAGUGUAAUAACACUUGGUGAAUGAAAGCAGUAGCAAUGCCUUUUAUGUCAAAAUACAGUAUGGAGACUCUCCCUUAUCUUGCUUUACAAUAAGCUUUUUCAUUCUUGUAUACAUCAGUUCAUAAGCAUCAUUAUUCUUCACAUAUAUAUAAUGUUACUGUACCUAUAUUGUAUACUUCUGUACUAGCAGUUAUGCUGGGGCGGCAGGUAGCCUAGUGGUUAGAGUGUAGGGGCGGCAGGUAGCCUAGUGGUUAGAGUGUUGGGCCAGUA
Oncorhynchus tshawytscha (Chinook salmon) is the source of this 2464-nucleotide messenger RNA. RefSeq names its product neuritin 1-like a (gene nrn1la). Lineage: Eukaryota; Metazoa; Chordata; Actinopteri; Salmoniformes; Salmonidae. Gene Ontology annotation, biological process: nervous system development; neuron projection extension. Bases 175 to 678 code for a protein of 167 amino acids. Gene Ontology annotation, cellular component: plasma membrane. The record is from RefSeq and is a predicted model, not a curated record. The transcript has 3 exons.